AUGAGCUCUCCUAAGAGAAGAAUUGAAACAGAUGUAAUGAAGUUGCUCAUGAGCGACUAUGAGGUGACCUUGAUUAACGAUAACAUGCAGGAGUUUUUUGUAAACUUCAUGGGACCCAAGGAUUCCCCCUAUGAAGGAGGCAUGUGGAAAAUUCAUGUUGAAUUACCUGACCAAUACCCUUACAAAUCACCCUCAAUAGGUUUCCAGAACAAGAUCUUCCAUCCGAACAUCGACGAGGCAUCAGGUUCUGUAUGCCUUGACGUUAUUAAUCAAACCUGGUCUCCAAUGUUUGACAUGUUCAACAUUUUUGAGGAAUUCAUACCACAACUACUUAAUUAUCCUAAUGCUUCCGAUCCUCUUAAUGGUGAUGCUUCUUCUCUGUAUCUCAGAGAUAAGAGUAAGUAUCUAGAGAAGGUUAAGACUUAUGUGAAGCGUUAUGCCAAUCCGGAUGAUGUGAGGAACAAUCAUAAUGGCAACUACAAAAACAAAGAUGAUAUCAAUGACAACGAGAAGGAUGAUGAUGUCGAUGAUGAAGAGUUGAGCAGUGUUGAUGCCACUAGCGAUGAUGACGAUGACGAUGACGAAGAUGAAGACGAAGACGAAGAAGAAGAACAAGAGGAAGAAGAAGAAGAAGAUGGACCCAAUCAAGACUCUGAUAAUGAUUACAGGGAGAACAUGAAAGGAGAUGAUGGAGAUUAUGACGACCUUAAUGAUCUGGAUGAGCUGGAAGAUGAAGAAGAAGAUGAAGAUGAGGUGGCGGGAAGAAUGGAUCUUUAA
Brettanomyces nanus is the source of this 777-nucleotide messenger RNA. RefSeq lists its product as uncharacterized. Gene Ontology annotation, cellular component: nucleus. Gene Ontology annotation, biological process: ubiquitin-dependent protein catabolic process; protein polyubiquitination. The transcript has 2 exons. Lineage: Eukaryota; Fungi; Ascomycota; Pichiomycetes; Pichiales; Pichiaceae. The coding region runs from base 1 to 777 and encodes 258 amino acids. The record is from RefSeq and is a predicted model, not a curated record. Gene Ontology annotation, molecular function: ubiquitin conjugating enzyme activity.